AUGGCAGCCCCAAAGAUUCCUCUGCAAAUGCGAGCAGCACAGAUAUCAGAAUACAAUAAACCAUAUGAGCUUGUCGAGAGGCAAAUGCCGUCCAUUGGCGACAGCGAACUACUUAUCAGAGUUUAUGCAGCUGGAUUCUGCCACUCAGAUUUACAAGUUCUACAGGGACAGUUCAAUUCGCCCUUGGGCAUGAUUCCGUCUCAUGAACCUGCCGGCAUCAUCGUUCAAGUUGGUAAAGAUUGCAGUCAGAGCUGGAAGAUCGGCGAUCGAGUUGGUGCUCUCAACUACAAGAACUCAUGCGGCAAAUGCAGUGGCUGCGGUCUGACAAAGCGUAAAACCCAUCGACUAGACCCCAGGUUCUGCGAAAAGCGACAGACUGCCGGCUUCCAUCAUGACGGGGCGUUUGCGGAAUAUCUCGCCAUAGACCCCGAGACCACCGUCAAUCUGCCACCAUCUCUGCCAUUCGAACAAGCAGCGCCAUUGAUGUGUGCUGGCGCGACAGUCUGGGGCUCGUUAGAAAAGGCAACAUCGGGGCUGAGUUCAGGAGAGACUGUAGCCAUUGUCGGCAUCGGAGGCCUCGGCCAUCUCGGCUUACAAUUUGCCAGUGCAAUGGGCUACCGGACUAUAGCGGUUGACAGUCGACCAGCAGGAAGGCAGCUCGCUACCGAGAUGUCUAACGAGAGUCUGAGACCUGAACUGGUAGUAGAUUCUGGCUCAGAGAGCGCGACCACUCAAAUCAUGGACUUCACCAAUGGGGAGGGGGUGGCCGCGGUGGUGGUUUGCACAGACUCUCUGUCGGCCAACAAUUGGGCUUUGACACUCUUACGAAUUGGAGGCGUUAUGGGAGUCCUGGGCUUGCCUGCUGAGAGUUGGAGGUUCGACUCUGGAGUAAUCGUUUUCAGAGAACUCACGAUUCGGGGAAGCUAUGUCGCCAGUACGGAAUCUACCGAAAGGAUGAUGGAGGCCGUGGAGCGAGCCAACAUCAGAUCCCAGAUCACUUUGAUGUCAUUCGACGAGAUCCCAAGCAUUGUCGCAGCGUAUCAGGACAGCGGGUUCAAAGGCAGGCUAGUGGUGCGCAUAGCAGACUGA
Molecule: messenger RNA, 1089 nt
Organism: Colletotrichum orchidophilum
Lineage: Eukaryota; Fungi; Ascomycota; Sordariomycetes; Glomerellales; Glomerellaceae
Product: alcohol dehydrogenase GroES-like domain-containing protein
Exons: 2
Coding region: 1-1089 (362 amino acids)
Molecular function (GO): oxidoreductase activity
Source: RefSeq, a predicted model, not a curated record